Molecule: messenger RNA, 1693 nt
Organism: Elaeis guineensis (African oil palm)
Lineage: Eukaryota; Viridiplantae; Streptophyta; Magnoliopsida; Arecales; Arecaceae
Product: alpha-(1,4)-fucosyltransferase
Cellular component (GO): membrane
Molecular function (GO): alpha-(1->3)-fucosyltransferase activity
Source: RefSeq, a predicted model, not a curated record
CUCGCUAGAUCCGCGCACCGCACCCUUCGUUCACCUCGCCGGCUACCUACCUUAAACCAGAUCCUAAAGUCCGAAACGUCCAAUUUCUGGUCUCGUCUUCUCUUCCUCCUCAGAAAAAAGAAUGUGAACUUUGCCCAGGCUCCCCUUCUCUCCUUGGCGGUGGAAGAAAGAAGAGCCGGCCAUCUCUCUUCUUCCUCCUCUCCGCGCGCCCUAUGCUCCCCUUAAAGCCCAUCAAUUACCUCGCCCCGAUGCUCGCCUCCGCCGCCCUCCUCUUCCUCCUUCUCACCGGCUUCCUCGAAUUCCCCUCCCUCUCCUCUCCCAUUCCCUCCUCCGCCUCCAUCGUCUCCUCCUCCGCCGCCACCGGCUCUGUGGGUUCCCGCCCCAAAGAACCCUUCACCGAUCUCGCCGCCGCCUUCGCCCGGUGGGACUCCAAGAUCGGGUGCGCGCGGUUCCGGGAGAGGUACAAGGGAUGGACGGCCAACGCCUCGGUGAUACAGAGCGUCGACGGUGGGGAUUGCACAGCGCUGGGGAUGGAUCACGUAAGCGUGCUCGUGAAGGGGUGGACUUGGAUUCCGGACAAUAUGGACAAUCUCUACUCGUGCCGCUGCGGGAUGACUUGCCUGUGGACCAAAUCUGAGGUUCUUGCCGACAAGCCCGAUGCUUUGUUGUUCGAGAGCGUGACGCCUCCACGAAGGAGGCGAAGAGGAGAUCCUCUUCGUGUUUAUGUGGAACUUGAAGCCAGUAGAAAGCCAUCAGGCUUUGAAGACAUAUUUGUUGGUUAUCAUGCCAAAGAUGAUGUUCAAUCGACAUAUGCGGGCACACUGUUUCAUAAAAAUCGGAAUUACCAUGUGUCCUCUGAAAAAAGAAAUGAUAGCCUUGUUUACUGGUCGUCUUCGAGAUGCCUUCCCCAGCGGAACCAACUUGCCAAAAAUUUCCUUUCCCUUGUAUCCCAUCAUUCCUUUGGUAAGUGCCUGAAUAAUGUUGGAGGUCUUGACAUGGCUCUCUCCCUGUACCCUGAGUGUUCAAUGGAUGAUAACUCAGCCCCUCCUUGGUGGAACCACCUACACUGUGCUAUGUCACAUUACAAGUUUGUCCUUGCCAUUGAGAACACCAAAACUGAUAGCUAUGUGACAGAGAAGCUCUAUUAUGCUCUUGAUGCCGGUGCAGUGCCCAUCUACUUUGGUGCUCCCAAUGUAUGGGAUUUUGUCCCUCCAAAUUCUAUAAUAGAUGGAUCUAAAUUCAGCUCUCUUGAGAAAUUGGCUUCAUAUGUGAAGGCCCUUGCAGAUGAUCCCAUCGCAUAUGCAGAGUACCAUGCUUGGAGGAGGUGUGGUGUGAUGGGCAAUUAUGGAAAGACUCGUGCUGCCAGCCUUGACACAUUGCCAUGCCGGCUUUGUGAGGUUAUUAGUAGGAAAGGUGGGAGGAAUGCUAGAACAUUGUGAGUCUGCUGUUAUGAUUUUCAUCUUUUAUUCAUUUGAGGCUUCCAUGCCUUGUAUUUACCCAGGCUUUGGUUAUAUUAUAGGCAUAAAGAAAAAUUUUCUCUUCUGUUUUGGUAUGAACUGAAUCCUGUAACCAUUGUUGUCCAGAGUCACACCAAUGUAAUACGGUCCACAUUUGUAUCCAUUGACUUGUUAUGCAACAUCAAAGAACAGCACUCUUUAAUCAAAAAUUUGAAAAAAAAAAAGUUACUGUUGAA